AUGAUGCAAUUCAUGCUUUUGUUUAGUAGGCAGGGCAAAGUGCGCCUCCAAAAGUGGUAUACAUCUUAUUCUGAAAGGGAAAAGAAAAAAAUUUUACGCGAUCUUACCAUGAUUGUAUUGUCACGGAAGCCGAAAAUGUGUUCUUUUAUUGAAUGGAAAGAUCUAAAAGUUGUUUAUCGUCGGUAUGCAAGUCUAUACUUUUGCACUGCAAUUGAACCACAGGAUAACGAGCUCCUAACUCUGGAAAUAAUUCAUAGAUAUGUUGAGCUCUUGGAUAAGUAUUUUGGUAGUGUAUGUGAACUGGACAUUAUAUUUCAUUUCGAGAAGGCGUAUUAUGUGUUAGAUGAGUUCAUGUUGGGUGGAGAAGUCCAAGAAACUGGAAAAGAAAGAGCUUUAAACGAUAUUGAUAUGCAAGAUUUAAUACAAGAGGAGGAGUGUAAGACAAAAGAAGAACAAGCUGACAUAAGUGUGGUCGAUGUGUCUGGAUUUUAA
Trichobilharzia regenti is the source of this 492-nucleotide messenger RNA. Lineage: Eukaryota; Metazoa; Platyhelminthes; Trematoda; Strigeidida; Schistosomatidae. The record is from the annotation of a GenBank genome assembly.